AUGGUGGACAACAUGAAGGCGGUGGCGUCGUCGGGCCAAGAACUUUCUGUCGAAGAAAGAAACUUGUUGUCCGUCGCUUACAAGAACGUCAUUGGUGCCCGCCGGGCGUCGUGGAGAAUUGUUUCGUCCAUCGAACAAAAGGAAGAAGCCAAGGGCAACGAAUCGCAAGUCAACUUGAUCAGAGCUUACCGCGCCAAGAUCGAAGCUGAAUUGUCGAAGAUCUGUGAAGAUAUUCUCUCAGUGUUGACCGACCACUUGAUCGCUUCUGCCCAAACCGGUGAAUCCAAGGUCUUCUACUACAAGAUGAAGGGUGACUACCACAGAUACUUGGCCGAAUUCGCCGUCGCUGACAAAAGAAAGGAAGCCGCUGACCUCUCUCUCGAAGCUUACAAGGCUGCCACCGACGUUGCCGUCACUGAAUUGCCUCCUACCCACCCCAUCAGACUCGGUUUGGCGUUGAACUUCUCCGUGUUCUACUACGAAAUCCUCAAUUCGCCCGACAGAGCCUGCCACUUGGCUAAGCAAGCGUUCGACGACGCCGUUGCCGACCUUGAAACCUUGUCGGAAGACUCGUACAAGGACUCCACCUUGAUCAUGCAAUUGUUGAGAGACAACUUGACUUUGUGGACAGACUUGAGCGACACCCCGGCGCAAGGCUACGAUGAACUGGCCAAGAACGACGCCGCCCCCGCCGCCGCCGCCACCACCUCCACUGAGGGCGACAAGAAGGAAGAGGCUUAA
Molecule: messenger RNA, 741 nt
Organism: Diutina rugosa
Lineage: Eukaryota; Fungi; Ascomycota; Pichiomycetes; Serinales; Debaryomycetaceae
Gene: BMH1
Product: 14-3-3 family protein
Exons: 1
Coding region: 1-741 (246 amino acids)
Biological process (GO): signal transduction
Cellular component (GO): cytoplasm
Source: RefSeq, a predicted model, not a curated record